Messenger RNA from Centruroides sculpturatus (bark scorpion), 3074 nucleotides. Its product is annotated as superoxide dismutase [Mn/Fe]-like. The record is from RefSeq and is a predicted model, not a curated record. Gene Ontology annotation, biological process: superoxide metabolic process. Lineage: Eukaryota; Metazoa; Arthropoda; Arachnida; Scorpiones; Buthidae. Gene Ontology annotation, molecular function: metal ion binding; superoxide dismutase activity. The transcript is spliced from 4 exons. Bases 43 to 822 code for a protein of 259 amino acids.
UGCGAUAGUGGCGCUGCGAUUUGUAUCAGUGGAGUGGACGGGAUGUGUCGUUUAUGUUUGUUGUUUUUCUCUGCUCUUUUUCCCAUUUGUUCCAGUUUAUGCAAUGCUAUUGCUCCUCCUUAUUACGGACUAGAUCGACCAGCUUUAGAAUACGAAUUACCACCUUUGCCUUAUCUGUUUCACGAACUCGAACCUUUUCUAGAUGAAGAAACUGUCAGAAUUCAUUAUCUCGGACAUCAUUCCAAAUAUACCGAAAAUAUGAAUAUGGUUUUGAAAGAAUGGAGGAGAAAUGCCCAGGGUAAACAAACCUCUAGGAUUUCUAUCAUUGAUAUUCUUCGAAAUUUAUCAAGAGUUCCAAGUAGAUAUCAAAUAACAUUAAAAAAUAAUGGUGGUGGGUAUGUGAAUCAUGCCUUUUAUUGGGCUGUAAUGUCACCAAAUUCACAAAAUGAGGAUAGAAUGCCUCAAGGACAGUUAGCUGAGGAUAUUAAAGCUAAAUUUCGUUCUUUCCUAGAAUUUCGGGACACUUUCACGGACAUGGCAGAAAAAUUAUUUGGUUCAGGAUAUGUUUGGUUGUGUAGGAAUCAUAGCCAUUUUGAGAAUCCUCAAGAUUUGGUCAUAGUGACAACAGCAAAUCAGGAUUGUCCACUUAGUAAUGGCCUAUGGCCAAUUCUUGUGCUUGAUGUAUGGGAACAUUCGUAUUAUUUAAAAUAUCAUAAUCAGAGAUCAAAAUAUAUUCAUGAUUGGUGGUAUCUAGUUGACUGGCAAAAUGUUUUGAAAUUAGAUGAUUGGUGGAAGGGAUUGAAAUUGCAUGAUGAAUUAUAACAUUUAUAACUAAAAAUUUGAUAACUGGGGCCAAGCUAGUCUGUAUAAAUCUGUGUUUACUUUAUCAAAUUAAGGUAAUUAAAUAUUUCCUAUUAAUUAUUUCCAAUAAAAUUUUUAUUGUAUAAUAAUUUCAUCAAAGUUUCAUAAAAUUAUAUUAUAUUAUUUAAUAAUUAAAUUUUUCAAAAAAGAUGCUAAUCUUUUGACUAUUAUAACUACAUCUUUUUAUUAAUUAUUUGUUCCUAAAUUUAAAUAAUAUCCGUCCAUUAUAUAUUUUAAUUUAAUUUUUUAUAAAGUUAAAAAUACAUAAUAUAUACAGGAAAUCCUCAUUAAUUUGAACUUGGAUAGUUCAAAAUCCAAUUAGCACUUUUGUCUUGGCCAGGAAUAUAGAGAUUUACAAGUUAAGGAAUUUUGUUAGUUUGAAAUUUGAAGUGAAAAUUCUAUCUGAACUGCAAUAUGCAUAUGUUAACUCGUUCGUUUAGAUUGAAGUGCCUCCAUAUUAUAAGAGAACAAGAGACCAAGAACAACUCUAAUCUGGUCACCAUAGCUUUGCUUUUACAGUAACACAUUUUUGGGUAUCAUCUUGCCCAUAGAAUACCGUUAUUCUCUUAUCUCAUAAAAUAUGUCUGGGUUUCAGGAUUGUAAUAUUGGGCUACAAGUAGCAGAUUGAGAUAUUUGUAAGGCUAUAGGCUACUAGAUUUGUACUAGAUAGGUUACUACUUUUUGGGCUACAUUUUGAGGAAUUUUGCUUUGCUUUUUAUAAAAACUAUCUGGCAACCUGCGAGCUUCUCACUGGGCACAUGCUAUUUACCUGCAGCAUAUUUAUAUUAUUAUUAAUUAAUGAAAAUAGCAUUCUGUAUAUGUAGUGUAUUCCAUUUGCUUAAUAAAUUACAUCAAUUACAUGGCAUUUGACAUAUUGUACAGAAAUAUGUAAACCAGAUAAUUCAAAACUCAAUUAUUCAAAGUCACUAUUAUUUUGUUCCUUGAAUUUUGAACUAAUGAGGAUUUCCUGUAUAUAUAUUAUUUAAAAUAUUACAUUAUUUAAUUUAGAGAUUUUAAAAAAAAGGUGCUGAAAUCUGCAGUUUAAUUAUAUAUAAUGUAACAAAUUUUUUAAAAAAAGAUACACAAGAAUUACGUAAUCUUAGCAAAUCAUUAUUAUUCUUUAUCAAUUCUUAAGUAUCACAUAAAAUAAACAUUUUAAACCAUGACUCUUAUAAGAAAAUCAAGGAACUUUAAUUAACACUAAUAUUUUAAAGCACUUUGAUUUUCAGAGCCUGUUACAAAAUUAUACUACAGAUUGAUGUAAAAAUUUACUGUAAAAUGCAUAUUUGUUCUAAAAUGUUAAGAUUAACAAUCAUUUUGAAAUAUUUAUAAUACAUAAAACUUUUAUUCCAAACCUUUUAGUCAUAAUUUAAAACACAUUUAUAGAUAAAUCCAAUAUGUAACAAUAGACAAAAUUUUGUUAUACUUUUGUUUUUUAGUCAAACAGAACUGUAUUGAUUGUGGAACAUGUAUAUAAAAUAGCUUCAACAUAAAUAGAUAUUCAUUAUAAGAUUCAAAAUAUUAAAAACAGGUUACUAGUUUAUUAUAUGGUAAUUCAGUGAAACAUGGCUUUUAAAAUACCUUUUAUAUUUUAGAACAAUUUAUUAUUUAUUUUCAAUUUUAAAUAAUAAAAAUUAUCUGGUAUUUUAAUUAUUUUUAAAUUUGUUAAUCAGUGGUGUGCUGUCCGUGGAAGUGCCGCUCCCCUUAUAUUUUCUAAAGUAUAAAUACAUAUUGUGUCUAUUUUCAUAUUUUAACGUACUUUGAAUUACUUAAAAUUAAUAUUUUAUUAUAACCGCAUUAUGUAUUUUAUUACAAAUUUCUAUACAUGUGAAAAACAAUGAUAAGAUUGCUAUUGUAUAUUCGAAUAUAAAUGUGUGUGUACAUAUUCCCAAUGGAAGCACUGUAUUGUCGAAUAUGGAACAGUGAAAAUAUCUGAAUCGUAUAAAUCAGCCAGAUUGCAUGCAUUUGCACAUGCACUUUUCAGAGUACAAGGUAAACCAACCUCUGGUGGUUUACUUUGUAGAUGCUACACACCAAAAUAUUGUAUAAUGCGUCUAGUGGUUCUAUCCAUUAGCUACUCAUAGGGAGCUACUUGACUAAAUGCACUGUUUUAAGAUUUAAAAAGUAAAGAUUUUAUGUUAUUUUUAUAUAUGUUUCUUUACAAAGCUAUAUUUAAUUAUAAUUUUCUUUUAAUUAUAAUUAUAUUGACAGAU